This is a messenger RNA of Medicago truncatula (barrel medic), 1548 nucleotides long. RefSeq names its product probable leucine-rich repeat receptor-like protein kinase At1g35710. Gene Ontology annotation, molecular function: protein binding. The transcript has 11 exons. Lineage: Eukaryota; Viridiplantae; Streptophyta; Magnoliopsida; Fabales; Fabaceae. The record is from RefSeq and is a predicted model, not a curated record. Bases 220 to 1209 code for a protein of 329 amino acids.
AAAAACAGUACUAGUAAAUAAAAAGAGGAAGAAAGAGAGUAUGAAAAUAGCAGUGCCGACUAGAGAGUAGUGAGAUUUCCAUUUUCCAGCUUGUUCGUUCAUUCCUUCCGCGUUACCUCAACUUCGAUUUCUUUAAUCAAAUCAAAUCAAAUCACCAAAAACCAAAAUCAUCAACAACAACACUUUCAUUCAUUCAGAUCUACGACAAACAAAAUCAAAAUGUUGCGAAUACCCUUUACUUCACUUUCCUUCAUCUUCAUUCUCGCUCUUUCAAUUCUCAAUUUUGCACACUGCAAGACCCUUAAACGUGACGUUAAGGCUUUGAAUGAGAUCAAAGCUUCACUUGGUUGGAGAGUAGUGUAUGCUUGGGUUGGUGAUGAUCCUUGUGGUGAUGGUGAUCUUCCUGCUUGGUCUGGUGUUACUUGUUCCACUGUCGGUGAUUAUCGUGUUGUAACUGAACUUGAGGUGUAUGCUGUUUCGAUUGUUGGACCUUUUCCUACUGCUGUUACAAGCUUAUUGGAUCUUACACGGCUGGAUCUCCAUAAUAACAAAUUGACAGGGCCUAUUCCUCCUCAAAUUGGUCGGUUGAAGCGUCUUAAAAUACUAAAUUUGAGGUGGAACAAACUGCAGGAUGCAAUUCCUCCAGAAAUUGGAGAGCUUAAAAGUUUGACGCAUCUGUACUUAAGCUUCAACAGUUUCAAGGGUGAAAUCCCCAGGGAGCUAGCAGAUCUACCUGACCUACGUUACCUUUAUCUUCAUGAAAACCGUUUGACUGGAAGAAUACCACCAGAAUUGGGCACUCUACAAAACCUUCGGCACUUGGAUGCUGGUAACAAUCAUUUGGUUGGUACCAUAAGGGAACUCAUUCGUAUUGAAGGUUGCUUUCCAUCACUACGCAAUUUAUAUCUAAACAAUAAUUAUUUUACUGGAGGAAUACCUGCACAACUUGCUAACUUAUCCAGUCUUGAAAUCUUGUAUCUUUCCUACAACAAAAUGUCAGGAGUCAUACCAUCUAGCGUUGCUCAUAUUCCUAAAUUGACAUACUUGUACUUGGAUCACAAUCAGUUUUCAGGGAGAAUUCCUGAACCCUUUUACAAGCAUCCAUUUUUGAAAGAAAUGUACAUCGAGGGAAACGCAUUCCGGCCUGGUGUCAAUCCAAUUGGUUUGCACAAAGUGCUUGAAGUAUCUGAUUCAGAAUUCCUUGUUUAAUGAAACUCAAUCUUAUUUUAUUUUUUCUUCCAGAAAGUGUAAUAGUUCAUGUUAUUAUCUCAGUGAAAUAGCCAAAAUAGGUAUUUAAUUUUUUGCCAAAGCUAUAUUGUCGCCAUCAAUAAAUAAUAGUUCUUUUAAGUUUAUUAUUUAUUAUGAGCUUUUCACGUAUGUAGGAAGUUCAUUGCACUAUAGAUAUAGUUAUGUACUCUCGAUUUCAACUUCAAAAAUAGAGGAAGUAUGAUACCACCUAUGUCCUUAAAUAUAGCACCAUUUGGAGAAAACUCUUGUAAUUUUUAAUCAUAUUUCAAGUUACUAAAUAUAUUUGUUAUUUUUUUCGAA